CUGCGGCCCAACCACCCCCCACCUACUACCACCCUGCCGCUCCUGCACCCCCGCCGCCGCCGCCAGCCCAGGAUCCCGUUCAGCCCGACAGACCCAUCGGAUAUGGUGCCUUCGGUGUCGUUUGGUAAGCAUUCUGGACAUUUGAACAGCUCUGGGAAUUACGUGCAAUCCAGCGGCUUUUUGGGGGCAGUCACGGAUCCGAGGGACGGUAGGAGAGUGGCCUUGAAGAAACUGCCGAACGUCUUUCAGAGCCUCGUGAGCAGCAAACGGGUCUUCAGGGAGCUGAAGAUGCUCUGCUUCUUCAAACACGAAAACGUUCUCUCAGCCUUGGAUAUCCUUCAACCACCGCACCUAGACUUCUUCCAAGAAAUAUACGUGAUCACGGAGCUGUUACAGAGCGAUCUGCACAAGAUCAUCGUCAGUCCGCAGCAUCUUAGCCCCGACCACAUCAAGGUCUUCCUCUACCAGAUCCUUCGAGGGUUGAAAUACCUUCACUCGGCCAGAAUCCUUCACAGGGACAUUAAGCCAGGAAAUUUACUCGUGAACAGUAAUUGCGUAUUGAAGAUCUGCGACUUCGGUUUGGCUCGAGUAGAGGAACCCGACCAGAACAAGCACAUGACUCAGGAAGUGGUGACGCAGUAUUAUCGUGCACCGGAAAUCCUGAUGGGAGCACGGCAUUACACGGCCGCCGUGGAUGUUUGGAGCGUUGGUUGCAUUUUCGGCGAACUUCUUCGUCGGCGGAUUCUCUUCCAGGCACAGAGUCCUGUGCAACAGCUGGAACUGAUCACAGAACUGCUCGGCACACCAACCCUCGAGGACAUGAGGUAUGCUUGCGAGGGUGCGAGAUCCCACAUGCUCAGGCGUGCACCAAAGCCACCCUCGUUGACGGCCCUCUACACCCUCAGCAGCCAGGCGACGCACGAGGCCGUCCAUUUGCUCUGCCAGAUGCUAGUCUUCGAUCCUGACAAGAGGAUCACCGUGGUGGAUGCACUGGCGCAUCCUUAUCUCGACGAAGGAAGACUCAGAUAUCACUCGUGCAUGUGCACGUGCUGCUACACCACCAGCGGAGGAAUGAGACAGUACACGGGAGACUUCGAGCCGGCCACUUCUCACCCCUUCGAUGAUCUGUGGGAACGGAAGCUCACCACCGUGCAGCAGGUUAAAGAGGAAAUGCACAAAUUUAUAGCGGAACAGCUGAACACGUCGCGGGUGCCGCUCUGCAUAAAUCCGCAGUCCGCGGCGUUCAAGAGCUUCGCAAGUGAACGAAGUUGUUACGAGCCGGGUAACGAGCAAACGAAAACGGAACCGAACCGAACCGAACGAAACACAGACCCGUUUCUAUCUUCUAAAUGGCAACCACUAAUGAUCUGUUCGUACGACUUGCAGCUCCACGGUGGCUCAUCCCUCGGAACUGCCACCCUCCCCUCACCAAUGGGAAUGAAAAAAGUAUGAAUUAGAAUACCUUCUCGAAGAACGCGAGAACAACGCACGAAGGACGACGAGAUUGUUCGCUACACGCGAAGACAACUCGCGAACGGAUACCGCGACAGCCUGAAGAGCGAGCAAGAGAGACCAGAGUAUAUAUUAAAUGUACAGACGGAAGAGAAAGGGAGAGAGAGAAACGAACACGAAAACCGGAAGACGAGCAAGCACGAGGAUGGAAGGUACUCGCGGAGAAGAGCCAAGAGAGACAAUAGACUGCCGAAGCAAAUUGAAGCCUCAAUUUUCGACUAGCCGAUAUAUAUAUACAUAGACCGUAUAUGUAUAUAGAUAUCUAUAUAAAUAUAGAUUAUAUACAUACACUUGCUGUAAACGAGAGCGAAUGCGCACCAAGAAGAGAAACACCCAUCCGAUAAAAGAGAAAUGGACGAAGAACGGGUGACGAGUAGAACCGUAUCGGUUUCGAGGGAUACGAGCUUUCAUGAAGCCGAGAACACGACGAACAUGAAGAAGACGAGGAGCCAGAGGAGAUUACGUGUACGCGUUAGCUUGUAAGCGAGGGUCGAUUAGACGGGCCAGUCUUCUUUGUAUUUUUCUUUUCGUUUCCUUUUAGAUUUUACACGAUCUAUCUGUAUAUGUGUACACACACGCGCACGCGCGCGCGAAUACUCUCUUUGCCGCACCGUUUCUAAUCGAAUUUCCCGCCAAACGGAACAAUCGCGGCCAGAUUCGACGAUCCUUUCCUCGUCCUCUCUUUACCCUUGCUUUUUUCUUCGAUCGACCACGAUUUAAGCGUACUCGAAACCGUUCAAACGUCUCUGUGGACUUAUCUAACGCUUUGUGUACACUCGGCUAUAACGUUUCCUUUGGUUAAUAAUCGGUAUAGGGUGAAGUCGCUCUACGAACUAAUGCGCAGUCAUUGAUUAUACGUGAUAAUUAUGCGCAGUAAAGUUAUUACGAUUUAUAAUAGCGUACUCGUUGUGUGCACGUUUACUGCGCAUAUUUAUUAUUUCUACUUAUCGACUGCGCAUGGUUAUUAUUUUCCGUUAUCGACUGCGCUUGUAUUUCGCGGUGAAGGACACAGUCAAGGUCGUUCUGAAAUUUUACGCAUUUUUAAGAGCGAUCUUGAAACGAGCUUGUCAGUGGUCGGGUUUUAGCGAAUGUCGUUUUAGAGUAUUAAAUACGUAAUUUAUGUUGACAUUAUUUGCAGUUGCAGCUUGGUCAUGCUAUUAUAUCAAUUUUAUAGUAUAAUAAAUGUCACGGGAUGAAUUCGUACGUGCGAGCAGAAGUGUAGAAUAAACUUUGUUCUCUAGAGUAUUUUCAAGAAUUUCAUACAUAACUGAUUAUUGAAAUUUGUGUACUGUUCGUACAUUAAUGUACAAAAAUUUAGCUGGAAGACUAAUUUGCAUGUAGAGCUUAGGUGAAAUAAUAAUCCACACUUCAAUUUAUCCUGGUACAUGUACCUUAAAAUUGAUAUAAAAAAUUGAGUAAAUUGUGACUGUGAGUGAGUAAAAUAUACAUUACGAGUUUAAUAUUGUAUCUAUCAAACACCGUCUUUAUUAUAAUCAAAACAUUAGUUAUGAUAAAGUGAUGUACAUCGAACAAAUUGUAUACCCGAAGACAAGCUGAACGGAAGGUUAAGUAGAAUAGUGAAUAUAACUGUUACCACCCUCUCUAAAAGAAGUUGAUGUUAUAACCAAGUGUACCAAGUGUAAUUUUUGUAACCUUAACAGAAAAUCUAAGGUUGAACCGAUUAGAGUUUGAACUUAUGGGAUGUGUCUCGUAAGCGGUGUGCUCUUCUGUGAUCGGAGAAGAUACGUGUAAAAGAAGAACAGUGAAUGUUCGGAUCUCGAAGAACACUCAGAAUGUUUCUUUCACGGAAGAUGUCUUCGGUCGUGCUAAAUCGUUUGAAGAACUGUAACACGACUUAAUUGUAAGAAUUAAAGAGAAAAGCAAUCGGUAAAGAAACGAGAAGAAUCGCGAGUUAGAGAAUGGUGAGCGUUUAUUUUUUAUUUAUCGAACAGGGCUUGAGCCUGUGUGAUCUCGAUCGUUAUCGACGGAGGAAGUCGUUCAGGGGGCCUCGAAGCAACGUUCCGGGCAAAAAACACCCCAAGUUCUCUGACCCAGGGAAAUCUUCGGACCGAAGAUUCUAGGAAUCGCGCGGAUUUCUAGGUACACGAUAGAUCACACGAUUUAUUCCAAUAAAUAUUUGCACUGCCGACGAAUCGUGGCGAGCGCGACGGUAUCGUGAACAAGAGGAAGUUCGAGAGGAUCCAUCGUUCGAAUCGUCCGGAGUCGUCGUCUUUUUGACGUAGAUCAAUAAUUUUAGUUUAAUUUCGAAAGCUGCGUAUGUGUGUAAGCGCUUCCGUGCGAGAUCUCGCUUUCAUUUCACGUUUUAACGAUCGAAUCGGCCUCUCCGAUGUCUGAAAUGCGAAUAACCAUUUAUGUCUCUGCGAUAGCUGUUCCUGUCAUCGCGAAAAUUAUCGUUUCGCAAUGUAUCAUUUUUGGAUCAGAAAAGUUAGCUCGUGUUAAAUUGUCUUUCGUUCUCUAUCGAGACAAAAUUUUGUCGAGAUGGUCUACGGAUUAUGGUUGCAGUUCAGACGCGUCUCGAGGUCGAGGAAAUGGCGCACGAUACCCGUAAUUACGUUCUGAGUGUGAUUUUAGUUUAAGAGACUUUAGGUAGCCAGUAGAUUUUCACGAGGAAAUACCGUAGGAGCGUAGGUAGCGAUUUAAGUAACGUAGCAACUCGACGACGCUCGUUUCGUUCUGUAAAGAACAACAAAAUGGAUAAGCAACGCAUGUGUUCUCUUUUUUACGCAGACUCAACUGAUUUCUACUACGAUCUAAUUAACACGUAUCACACGAACACACGCAUACACACAUGUAUAUGUAAUCGUUUUAAGUACUUGUAGGGAAAUUUUGAGUAUCGGGAUGAAAGGGGAACGAUACCUUCGCGACCAGCGACACGAAAAGACGCACUUUUCAAACGAUCGAUCGUGAUCGCCGUUUUUAUCGACAUAGACGGUGUUAAUCGAACACGCGGAAAAAUAUUGUCGAUACGAAUUGUCCUUUCGCGUGUGCAGCACACGAUUUUGCUCUCUGCAUUGGGAUUUUUGCGAGUCGACUGCUGUAGGGGAUGUUGGUUACACGAGUUUUCGAGGUUUGAACUUUUUUCAGUUUUUCCUAAUACAAAUUUACAUAUUUACAUGUUUCUGGUUAAAUUCCAGUUGCUGAUUCUUAUAUUUUAAAAUUUUCAAGUGCUCCAAUUCCUACAUGAAUUUCUAAAUUUUCUGAUUCUUCGUCUGCAGAUUUUUCAGUCCACAAAUUUACAAAUUUACAAAUGCUCAAAUUCACAAAUUCCCGAAUUCCCAGUCUCUCAAGUCCUAACUCUAAAUUUUCAGAUAUUUUAACCCUUAAUUACAGUAGAACCUCGAUAUUUUCCUGCGCCAGGGGCUGCGCAGGUACAAAGAUUAGAAAUACAUAAUUUUACACGACUUUUGCGUGUCAUCGUUUAAUUCUAAAACCUAAUAACCUAAGAACUGUUAAUUUUAUCGAGAGACCACGACCUCUACAGCAUUCGACGUCUACGCGAUUGCGAUAAAAAUUACGUCGGUGUUUAACGAAGCGCGUGUUGUAAUUUUUCGCUGAACGUUGAAACGUUGCGACGUGGUACAACCCUCUUUUUGUAAUUAAUAUACGAUCCGUUUCCGGUAGCGGUCCCGUCAUUUGUAAAUAGAUCUCAUCGCGUUCACCGUGUACAUACGCUAAGUAGCUCAUGAACUGAAUCACCACCGCAAUUUGCAAUUGUAAAAAGGCGCAGCAGUUGAAUUUCCUUGGUGUCUAACCACGAACGAAACCUUUAUCGUACACCGUUGUACGAAGUUACAAAAAAUUACAAAUAUUGUUGAUGAGAACGACAAAUGAAAGCUCGGCGUUGUUAGACACGACGGAAAUUAAAACAAACAAUUCCCCAUGUACCACGAACACUUUCGACGAAACGGUUUCCCUUAUCGCCGUUCGCUUUUAGAAUUUUAAUCAACGAUUCGUCGAACAUUUUUCACGUUUCCUUUUAACAUUGAAUUUUUAUGAUAAUUUUUAACGAUACCCGCGCGGACGUAAAAGGUGUUUUAUCGUAGAUUCGUUUUUACGUCUCGAACUCUUUUAUCAUUUCCCCGAAAGUUGUUCGCGAAUCUUAUCGGUUAAUUGAUUAAAAAACGAGGAGAGAAAGGAAGGAGGUACUUGUCUGUUUACAACUCGAGGCGAUAAGUGUUGAAAGAUUUUUCGUCGAAAGUUUCGCAACGAUUCGAUUCGCGGUUUAAUUAGUUGCAGCGAAUGAACGAAAACGAAGAGAAAGAAAAAUUGAAGAUAAGUGAUUGGCUGCGUGUAGCUUGGUUGACUUCUGUAAGAAAGCGAUUCGGGAGAAGGGGACUUUCAUCUGCUGCAGUUUUAUUUUUCUACGAUCGAGUUUAAUUUUGUAAUCGCUUUCGAAUUUUUCAGCAUCUCUUGUUUGACGCUGUAGGAUUCAGUUUCGCGUUGUUUGACGCUGUAGAAUUUAGUAUCGCUUUUAAAUCUUUUAAAUUUAUUAUUCGACGCUUUAUGCUUUUUGACGUUUUCAAAUUUUACAUUAUGUUAUUCGACGCUUUCGAAUUUAAAAUUACAUUAUUUUGAUCUCAUCCGAUCUCUGUAAAUUCAACGUUGUCUCAAUUAGCUUUGAAUAUAAAAUAAACCCAGUUUCCCCUACGUUGUCAGAUACAGGAGUCAACUCGGAAUGAAUGAGAAGAAUGCACGAGUGUUUGGAAUUAAUGUUUCCUAUUAAACGAAAAAACAAAAAGAUAAUAUGUAGAUGAUUACUUAAACGAGACUUGUAAAUAACGUAGCUCACUGUAGCUGGUCAGUUGGGCAUUUGAAAGAUACACGAAACAAACAAAUAAAAAAAAAAGCAAGUACAUGAAGCAAGAGAGAAAGUAAAGGAAAUACAAGAAGGGUCGAUCGCCCUCUGAACCUUUACGCCUUGCGUUGUAAAAUGUACACGAUAUUUCUUUUUUUCUUUUGUUUGUUUAUCGCGUCGAUCGUUUCGACAUCGAGAAAUAAAAUACUUGGAGGCUAGGUGAUAACUCGUAAGUCGUAAGGUAAACUACGUAUAAAUAGAUAACGUGUAAUUAAGCGACAAGAUUUGAAACUCCACGUAUACUACACACUAGCGAAUAUUGCCUUCAUUAUGGAAAAGUGGCUGGCACCGAGAUGCACCAAACAAAAUAAAGUUGCUACGGAUAAA
Megachile rotundata (alfalfa leafcutting bee) is the source of this 6715-nucleotide messenger RNA. RefSeq names its product serine/threonine-protein kinase nemo (gene nmo). The record is from RefSeq and is a predicted model, not a curated record. Gene Ontology annotation, molecular function: MAP kinase activity; ATP binding. NCBI's taxonomy places the organism in Eukaryota, Metazoa, Arthropoda, Insecta, Hymenoptera, Megachilidae. Gene Ontology annotation, biological process: protein phosphorylation.